This is a messenger RNA of Leptomonas pyrrhocoris, 2086 nucleotides long. RefSeq names its product putative GMP synthase putativeglutamine amidotransferase. Lineage: Eukaryota; Euglenozoa; Kinetoplastea; Trypanosomatida; Trypanosomatidae. Bases 122 to 2086 code for a protein of 654 amino acids. The transcript has a single exon. Gene Ontology annotation, molecular function: GMP synthase (glutamine-hydrolyzing) activity; GMP synthase activity; ATP binding. The record is from RefSeq and is a predicted model, not a curated record. Gene Ontology annotation, cellular component: cytosol. Gene Ontology annotation, biological process: GMP biosynthetic process.
GAACGAGCCAGACGCACUCUCGCGCGCUUUAUUGGAGAACUGUGCGCAUUCGUUUUUAGUUCUCUCCGCUGCUGCGUAUACAUUUGUUUUUCAAAGAAACUAACAAAAAAACAAGGUAAUAAUGGCGCACGACGGAGCUCCUGCUGGCGAGUACGUGGCCAUUCUCGACGCCGGCUCUCAGUACGGCAAAGUCAUCGACCGCAAGGUGCGUGAACUGCGUGUGGAGACGGUCAUCCUGCCCCUCGACACCCCCGUCGAGCGUCUGCGCAACGACGAGAACUUGAAGGGUGUCAUCAUCAGCGGCGGGCCGUGCUCCGUGAACGACGCCUCCGCUCUGCGCUAUGACAAGGCCCUCUUCACCAUGGGGAAGCCGGUUUUUGGUAUUUGCUACGGCAUGCAGAUGCUGGCGGAGACCUUCGGCGGCGAGGUGCAGCGAGGCAAAGUCCGCGAAGACGGCCAGGACGAGAUUGAGAUGGACACGAGCUCGCCGAUCUUCGCGGGUCUGAAGCCGAAGGAGGCGGUGUUGCUGACGCACGGCGACUCCAUCACCUCCGCCGGACCGGCGAUGAAGGUGAUCGCCCGCAGCUCUGCCAACAUCAUCGCCGGUGUGCAGCACUCCUCGCUGCCGCUCUUUGGUGUGCAGUUCCACCCCGAGGUGGAGCUAACAGUGUCCGGCAAGACGAUGUUUUACAACUUUCUGCACUUCUGCGGGUGCGCCUUCACCUUCACGAUGGAGGACCGCGAGGCCGUCGCGCUGCGCCUCAUUCGGGAGCGCACCGCUGGUGGGCAGAAGGUGCUCUGCCUGGCCUCUGGCGGCGUGGACAGCACCGUGUGCGCGGUGCUGCUGCUGAAGGCGCUGGGGCCGGAGCGGGUGGAGUGCAUCCACAUCGACCACGGCUUCAUGCGUCUGCACGAGAGCACGCAGGUCGUCGAGGCCCUGCAGGCCGCCGGGGUGCAUCUGCAUCUGGUCAAGGCGCAGGACGACUUUGCGCAGGCCACAACCGAGAUGGCCGCCAAGGGUAGCCGCCCCUCUUACACGACGAAGAAGCUGUGUGAGACGACGGACCCAGAGGAGAAGCGCAACAUCAUCGGCAACACCUUCAUGAAGGUGUGCGACCGCGUGAUCAAAGAGCUACAGCUGGACGUGAACAAUCUCCUGCUCGCACAGGGCACCCUGCGGCCGGACUUGAUUGAGUCGGGCUCCAAGUACGCCAGCGCCAACGCGGACGCCAUCAAAACACACCACAACGACACCGCCGUCGUCCGUCAGCUGCGCGACGCCGGCCGCAUCAUCGAGCCCCUCUGCGACUACCACAAAGACGAGGUGCGGGAACUCGGUGUGCGCCUGGGCAUCCCGCGGCACCUGGUCGAGCGCCAGCCCUUCCCCGGGCCGGGUCUCGCCAUCCGCACCCUCUGUUCCGACGGCACCCCGUUCCGCGAUGCGGCCUUUGCGGAGACCGAGGCUACUGUGAAGCGGGUGUGCAGCGGUGAAGGCGAUGCCGCCGUCACCACGCUGGCGCGCACUGCCGGACUGUCCGCCUGCGUGCUGCCGGUGCGUACGGUGGGGGUGCAGGGCGACGGCCGCACGUACGCCUACGCUGCAGCCCUCUCCAUGCAGGCAUUCCCGAGGGCAGAACAGUGGCAAACGCUCAUGCACUUGGCGAAGGUGAUCCCUAAGACGGCUCAUGCGGUGAACCGCGUGGUGUUCAUGUUCGGCGCCGCAGAACCGAACUCCCCCAUCGAGGUGACGCCAACCUGCCUGACGACAGACGUGCUCGACAAGCUGCGCCUGGCCGACGGUGCCGUCAAUGCGAUCUUGAUGGAGCACGAGCUGGUGCGUGUGUUGAGCCAGGUGCCGAUCAUCCUCGUGCCGGUGGGCUUUCACGUUAAAGGCGGUUACAGUGUGGUGGUACGCACAUUCUUGACAAGCGACUUCAUGACCGGGGUUCCCGCCACACCUGGGUCCGCGUACAUGCCGCUGAAGGUGCUCGAAGAGAUCGCGGCAGCGGUGCAGCAGCUGGACUUUGUGGGGCGCGUCAUGUACGACCUCACCGCCAAGCCCCCAGGGACGACGGAGUGGGAGUGA